Molecule: messenger RNA, 1980 nt
Organism: Salarias fasciatus (jewelled blenny)
Lineage: Eukaryota; Metazoa; Chordata; Actinopteri; Blenniiformes; Blenniidae
Gene: cipca
Product: CLOCK-interacting pacemaker a
Exons: 4
Coding region: 142-1167 (341 amino acids)
Biological process (GO): negative regulation of DNA-templated transcription; negative regulation of circadian rhythm
Cellular component (GO): nucleus
Source: RefSeq, a predicted model, not a curated record
CGUCAGACGGUCUUUUGAUAUAAACGCGUAGCUGACGUUAUCUCCGCACCAACUAGUUGGAACUACGGAAUAACAGCAUAUUUAAUGCCGUUUUGAACGGCCACCACGCUCUAAAACAAACCCCAUCCAGAAAAGCCCAUCAUGAGCCGCUUUAACCACCCAGGCCAACACAGGACCCAGUUCUCCCGGUCAGCACACCUGAUGUCCAAGCAGGAGCUGGAGAGAGAUUCUGGCUUCUCAGACGCCAGCUCUGAGUACCUCAGUGCAGUUGACCUGACUGACUCUGAGGAUGCGGGACGGACCGGCUCGACGAUUGGACAGGAUCCGUCCGGUCAGCAGGUGGCUGUGAUGGGAGGCUCGUACGCUGGACUCUCUCCGAUGAUCAUCAUGAACAACUUUGUCUUAAAGCAGCCGCCCAACGUGGUUCCAGCUGACAAACAGUGGGGUUUUCCUUCGCCGUUGGAGGUGAUGCCCCAGUCCCAGGUGGUUCUCCUUCAGCCCAUGGCCUCCAGCGGAAACAGCAGCUCCCUUAAAAGUGGCUCAGAGAAUCUGCGACAAUCAAAAAGCUACGUGCCCAUCCGCAAGUCCUACCCCAAAAUCGCCCCUCACCCAGUGGACACGCCCACAAAGAGGCCGGGAUCCUCGAGGGCGAGAACGAGCUCAUCGAGGAGGCACCACCACGGCCACAGGCCGUACAGCCCUCCAAGCCCGGCUCCGCCCCCACAGACGACGGCCAAAGCCGUCUCCUGCUUCGAGGCCACGGCGGCUCAAGCACAAGGCGGCGAGGGCGCGGUUCAGCUCGGCGACAAGUCCCUGUACGAGUCCACGUACACAGAUGAGUUCAGGACAGUGACAGACGGCAACAGGAUGCUCGCCGGCAAGGAGCAGGACAGCGUCUCACUGCACAGCAACAAACAGAAGCGCUUCAGCAAUACCUACAACAUCCUGAGCCAGUCGGGCCUGCUGGGCAUCACCAUGCGCACCAAGCAGCUGAUCAAGGAGAACAAGCGCACCCAGAGCCUCCUGCAGCAGCUGCAGGAGCAGACGGCCCUGCUGCUGAAGGCUCUGAGCAGCGGAGACCCGCAGCUGUGGACUGAGCUGCAGCUCUCUCUGCAGGACGGCGAGAAGGAACCGUGGGGGGGCAAAGGUCAGAGCGUCCCGGUGUAGGGUCGGUUCAGGAUCCAUCACAAAGUGAUAUAGCAAAUUAAAACCUAGCUAUUAGCUUUCACACUCUGAUCAGGGGCUUGUUCGUACGAAUCCUUUUCUUCAGGAAGCAGCUCAACCUGCUGGUUUGUCACGGAGCUGAAGCACAGGAGGCAUGCUUAGAUCUCAAACCCUCGCCUUUAACGAAACGACCCGCCGCUGUCUCAAAAGAGCAAGUGCCACUGUCAGCAGGGCUUCGGCUUUCACCUGUGGAAACGCAUGCCUUACAGCACAUAUAAAAACACACACCCGUUUAAACGUACAACGUUAAAGCUGUAGAAAAACCAGAGCUUAACUUUUUUUUUUUAAAUUAAAUUCAAAUGGAAGCACUUCCAUUGAGCAUCUGUUGAGUCUUUUCAGUAUUUUUUGUUUUUGCAGAUGCCUUCUUUAUCCACAAGCAUGUUGACAUGAAGCAUGACCUUCGUUUAAAACCAUUUCGACCUCCACUGUCACUAUUAUUUAUUGGUUUUAACUAUUCCGACCAAGACUAAAGCUGUGUGAAUCACGGAAACAAACCAGGUUUGUUGGGAGGAUUCUGAGAACGUGAGCCGCUCUUGCUGAAACGACGCCUUUGAGGACAAAGUAGGACGUAGUGAAAGUGUAGCAAGUGAAGUGCUGUAGCCUUUCGACUGUCUCGCCUUUGCACUUGUUUCUGCCAUAUUCAUUCCCACUGUAGAUUCCUUUCAGCUCGAUAUGGUGUGGCGAUUUGACAUUUUAAACUGCAGCUAAAUGUUUUCAUAGUGUCAUAUUACUGAUUCUUGCACAGAUUACUGACUA